Chroicocephalus ridibundus (black-headed gull) is the source of this 1985-nucleotide messenger RNA. RefSeq names its product adenosine deaminase like (gene MAPDA). Gene Ontology annotation, molecular function: adenosine deaminase activity. Gene Ontology annotation, biological process: inosine biosynthetic process; adenosine catabolic process. The record is from RefSeq and is a predicted model, not a curated record. NCBI's taxonomy places the organism in Eukaryota, Metazoa, Chordata, Aves, Charadriiformes, Laridae. The transcript has 10 exons. Bases 104 to 1171 code for a protein of 355 amino acids.
UUUUUACGGCCUCGCCUCCGGCUCCCGCGCGGGGGCGGCCGGGGGCGUGGCUGUGCGGAGGGGGCGUGGCCCGGCCCCGCCCCCCCGGCGGCUCGGCAGCGUCAUGGCGGCGGGACGGGAGCGGGACGGGCAGCGGGAGCUGCGCUUCUACCGGCGGAUGCCUAAAGCGGAACUUCAUGCUCAUUUGAACGGCUGUAUCAGUUCUGCCACUAUGAAGAAACUUAUGGCCCAGAAGCCAUCCCUUCACAUCCAGAAUGGAAUGACGGUGAUUGACAAAGGAAAGAAAAGGACCUUAGAUGAAUGUUUUCAGAUGUUUCAGAUCAUCUAUCAGAUUACCACUAGGCCUGAAGAUAUUUUACUGAUAACUAAAGAUGUUAUUAAAGAAUUUGCUGAUGAUGGUGUCAAGUACCUGGAAUUGAGGAGCACUCCUAGAGAUGAAAAGUCCACAGGUAUGACCAAAAGGAUGUAUGUUGAAACUGUACUUGAGGGUAUAAAGCAGUGUAAAGAAGAAGGCUUGGAUAUAGAUGUCAGACUGUUAAUAGCCAUAAAUAGAAGAGGUGGCCCGGCAGUUGCGAAAGAGACCGUUAAACUUGCUGAAGAGUUCCUUCUUUCCACUGAUGGGGUCGUAGUAGGACUUGACCUCAGUGGUGAUCCCACCGCAGGACAUGGUCAAGAUUUUUUGGAACCACUCUCAGAAGCAAAAAAAGCAGGUCUAAAGCUGGCACUGCAUCUUUCAGAGAUUCCAAAUCAAGAAGAGGAAACCAAAGUUCUCCUGGGCCUGCCUCCUGACAGAAUUGGGCAUGGAACAUUUCUCAACUCUGCCACAGCAGGUUCAGAAGAGUUAGUGCUACUUGUUCGACAAAACCAGAUACCUAUUGAAUUUUGCAUGACAUCAAACAUCAAAACUCAGACAGUGCCUUCCUGUGACAAACACCAUUUUGGAUACUGGUACAACAUGGGCCACCCUGCAGUGCUCUGUACUGAUGAUAAAGGCGUCUUUGCGACAGAUCUAUCGCAAGAAUAUGAGCUGGCUGCAAAAACAUUUAAUCUGACUCGAGCACAGAUGUGGGAUCUUUCCUAUGAAUCAAUCAACUAUAUCUUUGCUUCCAGUGCCAUAAAAUCAAAGCUAAGGGAACGGUGGUGCCAACUGAAGCCAGCCCUGUUUGAUUAAUCAAACUCUCGUUCUGAACAGCUUGGGUGUGUUAGCUUAGUUCGUAACCCUUUUUGACCAAAGUCCCCGGCCUUUUUCAGACUUCAGGUUUGUAAAUGCAGCCCGUGAACGGUGCCUGUGCGAAAUGAAGGUGACAGGAACAUGCCUCCCUUGUUAGUGGGGACAGAUGUAAAUCUUCUUUCCUAGUUGGGAAGGGCUCACGGCCAAUGACUGACAUUCCAAAUGUGUCCUCACCUCGUUUCUCUCCCGUUGAUAUGACAAUUCUUUAAAAAUAGUUGAAAUAUGUCAUCGUACUACAAGGGUUUGAGAGUCAGAACACAAUAAAGGCACAGCCGCUGGGGGCUGAUGUCUGUUGGCAGCAUUUUGCCAAGCGCUGUGUGUGUAUGGUGUGUACGUUUGCAUUUUUGAAUUGGUUUUAAACAGAAGCUUUGAGCAAUUGAUUGAAUGUGAAGACAGAAACAAACUCAGGGAGGGUGAAAUAUUUGUCUCAGGCAUUAAAUAUUGCCUCUGUUUUAAUUGGCAUACACAAUGACUGAAGCAUGCUGUGGCUUGUGUAGCGUAUGUGGUGGUGCCUGUUGACGUACUUGGCACCGGUUGCAUUUAGAUAAAGUUCAGAAUCUUAAGCACCUUCACAAACUGUGAGCUUCUGCAGGGGAAUGGUCUAAUUCUCCAAAUGCAUUGUAGAAUUGCUGUUUGUUUCUUGUUUAAAAAAAAAAAAAAGGCAAUAAAAAUAGCUUGAACCUCCAUGUUUUCGAAACCACUGCUUGAAGUGUGCAUGUGAGCUGUGGAGGAGCAGCGUGUCCCGCCCGGGGCA